Molecule: messenger RNA, 595 nt
Organism: Vitrella brassicaformis
Lineage: Eukaryota; Vitrellaceae
Source: the annotation of a GenBank genome assembly
UUCAGAAUCAGAAAUCGGUGGGUCCAUCGCACACGCACACACACAUACACACACACCAGCCGCAUCAGCCAUGACGAAGCCACACGUUCUUCAUUGUGAUGUCUGGUUGUACGGUAUGAGACUCGACAGACAGCCUGACGUCACAACACACACGCGUGCACAGAAACGCCGUGAAUCGGUGUCCUGCCUCACAGGCCACCCUGACCGUUUAAGAGCCACGAGUUGCCUCCAGCACAAUUUCCUCACUAUCGCGCCAAUGGCGGAUGGUGAAGUCGCCGAUGCUCGUGUCGUCGGCGAGCACCUGCCAGAUGGCAUCGCCAAGGUCGUCAUGCACUCCCAGCCCCAGCCGCACACGCCUCAGGCCCCGCACGCCAGCGUUGAGCAGAGACGUCAGGCCGCUCCUAACGAGAUCGGCAGCGUCAGCGGGCUCUAACUCAGCGGGGACUGAAUGAGGACACACACACACACACACACGCACACAGGGCGGAUGCGCACACAAGAUGUAUGGACGAACACCUUCCUGCACUCACUGUAUUCCCGCAUACCUGAUAUUAUGUGUAUCUCUAUCAUCCUAAUCGAUGGAAAGCCCUCUGAG